Molecule: messenger RNA, 3439 nt
Organism: Bursaphelenchus xylophilus (pine wood nematode)
Lineage: Eukaryota; Metazoa; Nematoda; Chromadorea; Rhabditida; Aphelenchoididae
Source: the annotation of a GenBank genome assembly
AUGUCUGGUUAUUUUAACAGCGGCUAUAAUAACAACGGUCGCUCAUUUGAGAACCGCCCAUAUGAUCAACAGCAGUAUCCGCCAGCGACCGAUGAGGAUUGGUGAGUUUUUUUCAUGUUGUUUUAGUCGUUUAGGCGAUCUCCAAAUGAGUUGAAUAUGGCUGACACUUACGCGCAGCAGCCGGGACAGAGUUGGUAUGUUGUGUGUAACUCGAUGUCCUUGCUUUAUUAUAUUGGUUUUUCGUUGAUUUAGUUCAAUUUCUCAUGUUUUUUGUUGAUUUAUCUUACACAUGGUGCAUUUUUUUUUGUUUCAGGCGAAACGACAGCUAUGGUAAUAACUCUGGCUCAGUGAAUGAAGGAAAUGGUCGGGAUUGGCGUUCUAAAGACAGUCAACCGGAUUAUUCGCGGCCUCCUCCAAGGUUUGACGAUAGAGAACAACAAAAUUGGUAGGACUGAUUGUACUUGGCUAAAACCGUUUCAUUACUGCAACAACUUUGCAAUUAGCACAUUAUCCGUCUUUCUAGGCGAUCAUACGACAGUUCCACGACCUCUAGAAACUCCCAAAACGAUGAUGAUCGUGAUUGGUAAGAUUUUUGCGCUUGGUAUUAUUGUUGUUGUUUAGGCGUAGAAACGACUACAACGAUCGUCGCGGACCUCGAGAUGAUCGGGAUAGAGACUACAGAGACCGUUCGCCACGUGAUGAUCGAGAUUCUUGGAGAAGAAGGGACAGUCGUGACCGAAAUUAUCGAAGAACUCCACCCAGAAGGAGCAGAUCUCCGGUAAGAGCGAUUUUACGUCUAAAAAUCUCGUUUUGACUUGUGAAAUUGCUUCGGUAUGAGGUGUUCAGACGUAUUCUACAAUUUAUUUCAUUUUCAGCCUCGGCGAGAGGGUCGGGAUGCCAAUGCAACCAAUAAAAUCAUGUUGACAACCGUCCCAGAAGCCAUCGACCGAGAUGAAAUGAACAUCAUAAUAAGUCAACAUGGCUUUUGCCCGAUUGAUGUCCGAAUUAUCCACAAACCGACUGACACUGGCACUCGCUCUUUUGGUUUCAUCGAAUUCAGCACUAUCGAUCAGGCCAAGGAGUAUAUGAAGUAUAACAAUGUAAGGAUUUAUAAAAUUUCUUCGACUUUUAGGUAAACAGAGAUGUAUAAAUGCUUUUCAGGGGUUCCUCAAAUUCCCCAACAACUUUAAUUGUCGCUUGGAGUACGCCCGGGAACCGCAUGCACCGGAUAAUUCGAGGUUAGGCAAUACGGCGGGUGGCCCGGCCGAUUGGAACUGUUCAAAGUGCGGAAUAAACAAUUUCAAUCGACGUGAAAAUUGCUUCAAAUGCGGAAUAAACAAGAGGGAUUCGGAUGAUCUGGAAGCCAAAGGAUACAGUAUGGUGGGAUCUGAGCCUUGCGAUAGUAAGUUGAAGUUGGGUCAUGGAUAAUAUAAAAUUUUUGUUGUUUUUAAUAAGUUUUGAGGUUUUUCGAAUCAGGGAAGGACUGAAAUUGAAUGUGUGUGAAUUUUAUAAGUUAAGACUGUGAAAAAUUUACAUUUUUGUAUUGUUUUUGAUAUUAAUCAUGCAUAAUAUAAAAAUGUCAAAAUUUUCAGCUCUCUUGGUCCGAGAACUCCCAGCCACCGCGAAUGAGCUCGGAAUUAUCCAAGCCUUCUCACUUUACUCGUCCAUUCCAAUUCAGCGAGUCCACCUCGGCGCUUCGAAGAGAUAUUGUCUGAUGCAGAUGAGGUCCAUCGACGAAGCAAGCUACUUCCUCCAGGCCUUCAAUCGAAUUGUCCCGCAGAUAAAUAACUGUGUGGUGAUCGUCUCCUACUCCCGGGUAUCCCUGAACAAAGUUUUAAUGGCGGAUUCGGUCGAACAGAUCAAAAGUCAGACCGGAGUCAGCACCUCGCAAGUGCAGAAGGACCCCACAAAUUCGGCCGCAAUGCUGGCCUACAAUGCGAUUCAGAUGUCCAAGAUGGGUCGUGCUCCCAACCCAAAUGACCGACAGACAAUCUCCACACCGUUGGGUGUUUUCCCCAUCUAUCGUAAGCGAAAUAUAUGGGUUUAUGUCAGGAGUAGUUUAAAUUUCUCAUGGGUAAUAUAAUUUUUAUUUUUUUUUGUUUCCAGCGAAGCCAGAUCCGCGGGUAUUGCAACUAGAACCGACUACUGGUUAUUUUUACGAACCGAACACUGGAUUUUACUAUGAUCCGAAGACCGAUUACUACUAUGAUCCGGUCACUUGCCAAUGGUGCUUUUGGACCACGGAAUUUACGACUUUUAUCCCGUGUAAUGGCGAAAAUCCAGAGAUCAGAAUGAGACUACAACAGAAUGAGAAGAAUCUGCGAGAGAAGGAAGCUCAGCCAGAGGUGAGUAUAAAAUUUUAAAAAUGAGGUCAAGUGUAAUAUAAGUUUUUGAUGAUAGAAUGUCUAAAAAGGUGAUUUGUGACAUGAUAGUGUUGUAUUAAGUCCUAAAAUAGCUAUUAAACAGUCUAGCAAGUCUGAAUCCCCACCGUCUUCUUCGAUUUCAGCCGACGAAGACGGAGGAUUCGUUCCUAAACUCGCCAAAAGUCUUCGAUUUUGACCUAAUCCCACCGCCCAGUAUGUCCCCUCGGUCUUGUCAGUCUGUCACGCAGCAUUUCCUUGAAGAAUCUGCACGAAGAACUAGGAUUUUGUCGACGAAUCAACGAUUCCAAAUUUUUGGAAUAUCAGAUGAGGCGCCAUCGAAAAAAUGGUCUGGAAAAAGUCUCGCGGAAAGUUUGAGCACUCAAGAGGAUGAUCAAAAAGCACAGACGACCAAUGUUUACAACCCAAUUGUUCGAAAUUUGCUGAAGAAUGCGGGAAGUACGCCGUUUGAACGCAGAAAGUCAGGUCUAAAUGAGACGUUUUUCUCGAUUCAUCAGCUGGACACGACUUAUAGCCCUAAUUUUUAUGCGGUAAAUGGAGUUUUCAACGAUACUGCAGACCAGGGGGAGAGUUUUAAGGAAGCAGAAAGUCUUGUCGAUGAGAAAAACCCGGAUUUUUAUAUCAAAAAUGAAGAGAAGGUCAUGGAUAAGGUAAAAAAUGAUCAGAAAAUGAAGAAGGAUGUUGAGAACUUGAAGAAUAUUGAAGGAGAAGACAGUGUAGAGAACUCACAACUCAAGGGAAAUCGAAGUGAAUCGAAAUUUGAUGGAAAUAACAAUGAAAAUUCGAAAAGAUUUGAGGAAAACGAUUUUUCUGGCAAUUUGAACGUCACAAAUUCCUUGCUGAACUAUACGGAAAUGGAAGAAGAAUGCGAGAAUAUCAGAAAUGAGUUGGAAAAGCCAUCCAAACCUUUGGCGGACCAGGGAUUCCAAGGCUUGGCCGAGGAUUUCACCGAGGACUGCCCCACCCCAAAACUUUUCCGAAAAAUCACACCCAAAGCCUUGUUUGAAGCCGCAAAAGACGAUAAAGAGAAUGAUCAUGAAAACCAGCAGAGAUUUUGA